This is a messenger RNA of Orycteropus afer afer, 585 nucleotides long. RefSeq names its product chromosome unknown C1orf158 homolog (gene CFAP107). The record is from RefSeq and is a predicted model, not a curated record. Bases 1 to 585 code for a protein of 194 amino acids. The transcript has 4 exons. NCBI's taxonomy places the organism in Eukaryota, Metazoa, Chordata, Mammalia, Tubulidentata, Orycteropodidae.
AUGUUUGUGACAGCAGGGAGCCCACAGUCGUACUCUACUCCUGGCUGGCACAUCGAACCCAAGUAUUCCACCCGGGUGCUCACUGGGAACUGGGUAGAAGAGAGAAGGAAGUUCACCAGAGACACUGAGAAAACACCCCAGUGCAUUUAUAGAAAAGAGUACAUCCCCUUUCCAGACCACAGACCAGACCUGAUCUCCAGAUGGUAUGGGAAGAGAAGAGUGGAGGGGCUCCCAUACAGACACCUGAUCACCCACCACCAGGAGCCGAUGAACCGUUAUCUUAUCAGCGCCUAUGACGACCAUUAUAACCGGCAUAACUACAACCCUAGCCUGCCCCCACUCCGCACCUGGAAUGGUCAUAAGUUGCUGUGGCUGCCAGAGAAGACAGACUUCCCCCUUCUUGCUCCUCCUACAAACUAUGGACUCUAUGAGCAGCUGAAGCAGAGGUGGCAUGAACCUGAGGCCCACUUCAGGGAGACGACCUACACUUCUUCUUACCCCAGACCACCUGUGACCACCAUGUCCUGGCGGGAGCAUGCAAUCCCGGUCCCUCCCCCUCGCCUGCACCCUCUCCCAGGCUUCUGA